AGAAUGGACCCUAUCGUUAAUUACGACGACGAUCAUCACUCUGAGAAUGAGAGCGUGCAACAGAAUGACCACCAAAAUAUGAACAUGAACCGGAAUGUCCCACACCAAGAGCCGCCAAAUGGAGGGCCGGUUGGGGUUCCCCAGAUCGACCCUGCGAUGAUGAUGCAGCUCCUACAGCAAGUUCUGAUCAUGAAUCAGAAUGCCUUGACGCACAUUCGACCACGAGAACCGAGGAUCACACUCGAGAAACUGAAGAAAAAUGGCGCUGAAGAAUUCCUAGGCGAGAACAUCGCCGACCCGUUAAUUGCGUUUAGAUGGAUAGAGCGUGUACGACGUGUAUUUGAGAAUCUGAAGGUCCCAGUUGGCGAGUGGGCCGAUUUCGCGGUCAUGCUUCUGCAGAAUAAUGCAUACGAGUGGUGGAAGCGCACUACUCGAAAUUCGAAUCAUCCCGCAAAAGUGACGUGGGUGUACUUCGAACAAGUGUUCAAAGAGGAGUAUAUUCCCGAGUCGUUUGUGGAAGAGAAACGAGAAGAGUUUCUACAUCUGGAGAUGGGUACGAUGAGUCUUCCUGAGUAUCGUCAGUUGUUCGAUCAUCUCGCUUAGUUUGGCCAGGAUUUGGUGAACACCACCAAACGUCGUUGCGAUAAGUUUGUGAAUGGCAUGCGCCCGAAACUUCAGAAGCACAUGUCUACUGCAUCUAGGCAAGAUUUUGGAGUCAUGUACGAGCAAGCAAAAGAGGUUGUUAGAACAAAGGAAGGAUUGAAGC
This is a messenger RNA of Cuscuta campestris, 766 nucleotides long. The record is from the annotation of a GenBank genome assembly. NCBI's taxonomy places the organism in Eukaryota, Viridiplantae, Streptophyta, Magnoliopsida, Solanales, Convolvulaceae.